CCUGCGACGAGCGGAAAGGCCGGAAGUCGGCAAUGGCGGCCGGGAACAUCGCCUUGAAGGCGCACUUCUGCAGCUCGCCCACCUCCAUUUUGGUGCAGGCUGUGGGGAACGGCCGGCGGGGCAGUGACGUCACCGCGUCGCCCUGCGGCACAAUGGGGCCGACGUAAUGACAUCACGGGGCGGGGCGGACAGUCGCUUCCAAAAGGAUGCAGAUAGAUGAAGUGUUUGUCGACAUGAUCUCAGAAAAGGUGCAUCGUGUUCUACGAGUGAUAGAGAUCAACCAGACCCUGACAGACCUGCCUAUCUUUUGGAAUUGGCUCUAUGAGGUUAAACUUCCAAAAUUGACCCAAGAAGCCAUGUGUGCCCCCAAAUGCAGGGACUCCACGACCGUUAUAAACUGCACCACAUGUCUGGAGGUGGAGGUCAACUGCUGGAGCCUGAAGACCUGCUGGCCGAACAGGCUAGAUCUGAAUGAAUCCAUUUAUCUGAUUGUUGGCCUAUCAGCUGGCUCAAUUUUGAUUGGUUGCAUAACGCUCAUUUUCGAAUCAAGGAAGUUCCGAGCCGAGGCGAACCAACAGUUUGAAUAGAGGACAGAGUUUUACUCUUAGAGACUGCACACUUCAGAAUCAAGAGGCGAUCUGAACAUGAAACCUACAGACAGGUUCCGAUGUUGCAUCAUUGUAUAAAUCCAAAUUAACCUUUAUUAAAUCAAGUUGUGUACUCAGAAAAGUUAAGCCUGUUUGAAAGCGGAAUCAAUUCACAAUCGUAGAUGCUUGUAAUUUAUUCACAUUACUAUAAGGAACAUGUGUUCAAGAACUGCUGUUGCAUUCUGCUGAUAGUUACCAACUGUGACCCUAAAAGUCCACAAUAAAUGAAAUGAUACAA
This is a messenger RNA of Rhincodon typus (whale shark), 885 nucleotides long. Its product is annotated as sperm-egg fusion protein TMEM95. Gene Ontology annotation, biological process: fusion of sperm to egg plasma membrane involved in single fertilization. The transcript has 7 exons. The record is from RefSeq and is a predicted model, not a curated record. Gene Ontology annotation, cellular component: acrosomal membrane; sperm plasma membrane. The coding region runs from base 207 to 587 and encodes 126 amino acids. NCBI's taxonomy places the organism in Eukaryota, Metazoa, Chordata, Chondrichthyes, Orectolobiformes, Rhincodontidae.